Paramuricea clavata is the source of this 790-nucleotide messenger RNA. Lineage: Eukaryota; Metazoa; Cnidaria; Anthozoa; Malacalcyonacea; Plexauridae. The record is from the annotation of a GenBank genome assembly.
AUGUUGUUGCGCCUACAGCCGUACAGCCUUACAAUCAAGUACCGUCAAGGAGCAGAUAUGGAAAUCGCAGAUGUCUUGUCAAGACUUUCGCUCCAGGAAACAGAGCCCAUCUCUGACAUGGAUCCGGAGAUUAAAGAAUUAAAUGAUGUGGUUUACAAUGGAUGGCCAACGAACAUAAAGCAGGUCCAAGAAAUCCUCAAACCCUAUUGGACAUUUCGUGAUGAGAUCACCACAGAAGAUGGUAAGGCAAUGAAUCGAAAGACCAAUGUAUUAUCAUCCCCCAUAGCAUGCAGAACAUGAUACUUACGAAGCUUCAGGCAGGUCAUCAAGGGUUCGAAUCAAAACUAAAUUAAGAGCCCGAACAUCGGUUUACUAGAGAGGAAUGAACAGUGACAUUGAGAAGUCGUGCAAAUCGUGCAAUACAUGUCAAGAAAUGCAGAGCAUCAAACACAAAGAGCCACUUAUCCAGACAGAGAUACCGCCAGGUCCAUGACAUACCAUCGGCAUGGACUUAUUUUACCUAGACGGCGCGGAAUACUUAUUGAUCGCUGACUACUACUCAACAUACCAGUUCGUGCGAGAAGUACCAAAAGGGAAGAGCAGCAGUAGGACAAUCGCGAAUUUAACGAAAGAAACUUUUAGCGAACAAGGAAUACCCAAAAUCGUAAGAUCCGAUAAUGGGCCCCACUUUGAAGGACAAGCAUAUAAAGAGUUCGCAAAGCAAUAUCGUUUCCAACAUAUCACAAGCUCGCCACACUACCCCAGAAGCAACGGAUUUAUUGAGAGCUAA